UCCCACCAAACUUUUAAAUAUUCUAACCCCCAUUAUAUUUCCUCCCCCACAUUACCCUUUUAUCAAUUCAGAUCGAUCUAGAUCCCAAAACAUAUAUAGAUAGAGAAUUGAAACCUAAACCUAGAUCAUCAUCAUCAUCAUCAUCUAGCUAGUUUCAAGUCUCUUGGCUCGAUCAACAUGUCGAUCAAAUCCAAAACCCAUAACCACCCCAUGAUCACCUUAAAACUCACCCUCAUUUGUCUCUUCUUCCUCUUCCUCAUCUUCUUACUACUAAGAUCCAACUUCACAACCUCUUCUUUCAUCUCAUCUUCAACUUCACGAACCUCGAAUAAGGAUUCUCAAUCUCAAACCAACGAUUAUCAAACAUGCAACAAGAUCCCGCCUUCGCUAUCAACUGCCUUACUCCAUUACGCUACCUCAAAAAUAACCCCACAACAAACAUACCAAGAAAUCUCGGUAACUUUAAGAAUUCUCCAACGUAAAUCCCCAUGCAACUUCCUCAUAUUCGGCCUCGGCUACGACAGUCUCAUGUGGGCUUCUUUAAACCACGGAGGACGAACAGUUUUCCUCGAAGAAGACUUAUCAUGGAUCAACCAGAUUCAAAAGAAAUUCCCUACACUCGAGUCCAAACACGUCAAGUACAACACAAAGUUAACCGAGGCCGACAGGUUAUUCGAGGUUGGUUCGGAACAUGAGUUAUGUAAGGUUGUUGGGGAUCCUAGGACUUCAAAGUGUGAGCUCGUGAUGAAAGGGAUGCCGGAUGAGAUCUAUGAUGUCGAGUGGGAUUUGAUCAUGGUUGAUGCGCCGACGGGAUGGCAUGAUGCGACGCCGGGAAGGAUGUCGGCGAUUUAUACGGCGGGGCUUAUGGGGAGGAAUAGAGAGGAAGGUGAAACAGACGUGUUUGUUCAUGAUGUGAAUAGACCGGUUGAAGAUAGAUUCUCGACCGGGUUUUUAUGUCAAAGUUAUCUUACUGAACAGGUUGGGAGGAUUAGGCAUUUUACUGUUCCUAGUCAUAGAGUACUUAGUAAACCGGCCUUUUGCCCUUGAAUCAUUCUUAUAUUUUAUUUCAAAAGUUUAUUUUUCAACUUUUUUUUUUCUAUCAAUAAUAUUUGUUGGGAUGUAAACUGUCAUGAUUCUUAAUAUUGUUUAUUUCUUUUCUUUUAUUAAAUGAUUAUAUAAGAUUUCAUAUA
Molecule: messenger RNA, 1190 nt
Organism: Impatiens glandulifera
Lineage: Eukaryota; Viridiplantae; Streptophyta; Magnoliopsida; Ericales; Balsaminaceae
Product: glucuronoxylan 4-O-methyltransferase 3-like
Exons: 1
Coding region: 178-1047 (289 amino acids)
Biological process (GO): xylan biosynthetic process
Molecular function (GO): glucuronoxylan 4-O-methyltransferase activity
Source: RefSeq, a predicted model, not a curated record